CAGCAGGUGAAGACCAAGUCUACCAGGUAGUACUUCGCCCAAUGCUGAGCCCAAUACUAUGACUAGACUGAAGGAUAAAGUGCCUUGUCGCCGGGUCGAAAUGCGCAAGGCACGUCAUCAAAUGCUAAGGCAAGCACCCCUCCUCUUGUGCGAUCUCCCACCUUCGCGACAUUAUAUCUCCAGACCUUCACGCAGACGCGCAAAGCCCAAAACCGCCGUUCAGUCUUCACACGUCAAACGAUAACACCGACCCGUCAAAAUGGCUGCUAAUUUCGAGGAAGUUGCGAAGCAAUUCGUCCAGUUCUACUACGAGACCUUUGACUCCGACCGCACUCAGCUGGGCAACCUAUACCGCGAGCAGUCCAUGUUGACAUUCGAGUCAUCCUCCGUUCUCGGUGCUGGCAACAUCGUUGAGAAGCUUGUCAGUCUUCCUUUCCAGAAGGUCAAGCACGAGAUCGCCACCCUCGAUGCCCAGCCCGGCAUGGGCGACGGCAGCGUGAUCAUCCUAGUCACCGGUGCCCUCAAGGUCGACGAGGAGGAGCGCCCCAUGAACUACACUCAGACCUUCCAGCUUGCAGCAACUCCGGACAAGCAAUACUUUGUCUACAACGACAUCUUCAAGCUCAUCUACUAAGCGUUGGACUUGGGUUCAUAGGAAAAGAAGUCGGUGGUUCAUAAAGAAAUAUCCAAGCUUUGACACAUAAGCAACUUGACGU
Molecule: messenger RNA, 716 nt
Organism: Emericellopsis atlantica
Lineage: Eukaryota; Fungi; Ascomycota; Sordariomycetes; Hypocreales; Bionectriaceae
Exons: 7
Coding region: 260-634 (124 amino acids)
Biological process (GO): protein import into nucleus
Cellular component (GO): nuclear pore central transport channel
Source: RefSeq, a predicted model, not a curated record